Molecule: messenger RNA, 1719 nt
Organism: Diplodia corticola
Lineage: Eukaryota; Fungi; Ascomycota; Dothideomycetes; Botryosphaeriales; Botryosphaeriaceae
Product: allantoate permease
Exons: 5
Coding region: 1-1719 (572 amino acids)
Biological process (GO): transmembrane transport
Cellular component (GO): membrane
Molecular function (GO): transmembrane transporter activity
Source: RefSeq, a predicted model, not a curated record
AUGAGCCGGAACUCAUCCGCCGAGAGCGUGGCUCCGGAAGCCAAGGACCGGGUCGAAACGACCCCUCCUUCGACCGCCAAGGAGGCACAACAGGCGACUUUGUUCAAUCCUGAUCCUGUUACCAAGGACGGCUUCCAUUUCCACGAACGCGACGCCGACGAGACCGAUUCCAAUAGCUCCCUCUCCACCAAUCCGUUCCACGAUCCCAAAGUGGCAGAACACUGGCGAGCGGUCUACGAGAAAGCCGAGUACGAAUGCCGCGACAUCUUCGAUCCUACGUACACCUGGACGCCUGAGGAGGAGAAAAAACUGAUUCGGAAGCUCGACUUCCGGGUGUGCUUAUGGGCAUGUGUAAUGUUCUUCGGUCUGCAAGUUGACCGUGGCAACCUGAAGCAGGCUGUCUCGGACAACAUGCUGAAUGACCUGAACAUGGAUACAAAUGAUUACAACCUUGGCAAUACUGUUUUCCUGAUCUCCUUCUUACUGGCCGAACUCCCUUCCCAGCUUGUGUCAAAAAAGAUGGGACCGGACCGCUGGAUCCCACUUCAGAUCACACUUUGGAGCAUAGUCGCUAUGUCCCAGGCUGCUAUUACAGGGAAAACAAGCUUCCUGGUCACUCGCGCCUUGCUCGGAGUUCUUGAAGGUGGCUUUAUCCCGGACAUUGUGCUCUGGCUUUCCUACUUCUACACCAGCCGUGAACUACCCAUCCGGCUGAGUUAUUUCUGGACGACACUCUCUGGCACGACAAUCAUCACAUCUCUCCUUGCCUUCGCCCUCCUGCACAUGCGAGGCGUUUCCGGGUGGGCGGGGUGGCAAUGGCUCUUCUUGAUUGAAGGCCUCAUCACGGCCCUGGUUGGGUUGGCUUCGUGGUUCAUGAUGCCAGCCUCAGCUGCUCAAACCAAGACAUGGUUCCGUCCCAAUGGAUGGUUCACAGACCAUGAGCUCAAAAUCGCCGUGAACCGGGUGCUUCGCGAUGACCCAUCCAAGGGGGACAUGCACAACCGCGAGGCCAUCACGCCAAAACUACUGUGGAAAGCCAUGUGCGACUACGACCUAUGGCCGAUCUAUGCCAUUGGUCUCAUGGCCUACAUUCCAGAAACGCCAGUCGACAACUAUAUCACGCUUACACUCAAGAGCGUAGGCUUCAGCACAUUCACCACGAACCUACUCACCAUCCCGGCUAACGCCUUCCAUAUCAUGACGCUGCUCUUGAUCACAAGGCUCAGUGAAUGGCUCAAUGAGCGGUCGCUAGUUGCCGUGCUCCAGAACGUGUGGACGCUUCCAUGCAUAAUCGCCCUCCGUGUUUGGCCUGGAGUCAUGACGGACGCAUGGGGGACGUACGCUCUGGUCACCGUUACACUCAGCUACCCAUACUGUCACGCCAUUUGCGUCGCCUGGGCGAGCACGAACUCGAACAAUGUUGGAACUCGAACUGUGUCGGCGGCGCUCUACAAUAUGAUGGUCCAAGUGGGCAACGUAAUAGCCAACCAAAUCUACCGCGAGGAUGACAAGCCGCUAUACCAUCGCGGUAACCGGAACUUGAUCAUCAUCAACUGCCUCUCUAUCUGUGUUUUCCUGUUCACCAAAUGCUACUACGUUUGGAAGAACAAACGCCGUGAGCGUGUCUGGAGCAACAUGACCCCAGAGCAACGAGUCGACUACACCAAGAACUCAACCGACCGGGGCAGUCGCCGCAUCGAUUUCCGCUUUGCUCAUUGA